GUGAUUUCGCAUCUUGGGUAUCAUUCAUCAUAAAUGCUUACAGCCCCUGCGAGUAAUUACCUGCCACUGUUUUGAUAAGUUGCGUUAAACUGCAUUCGAUAUUGUGGUGUAAAUGCAAAUAUAAAUUGAAAUGUGUGAAAUACUAGCAUUGUGCUAGUUGCAAUUUAUGCUGAGCUAGUCCAGAUAGUUUAAAAUUAUGCUCAACAACUUGUAAAUUGAUAGCCAAUCUGACAAACACAUAGCGGGUUAAAGGUUGCUUGCUUCUUGUUCGCACAUGUGAUGUCCGAGGAGGAUAGCAGGAUGUCUGAGACCUUCCUCAUGGAAGUGUGUGUGGACUCUGUGGAGUCUGCCAUAAAUGCUGAAAGAGGAGGUGCGGGCCGCCUUGAGCUGUGUUCCAGCCUACUGGAGGGAGGAAUAACACCCAGUGUCGGCCUGCUGCAGGUGGUGAAGCAGUAUGUGCGCAUCCCCAUCUACGCCAUGAUCCGGCCCCGCGGGGGAGACUUCCUCUACUCGGACCGGGAGGUGGAGGUGAUGACGAAGGACAUUGAGAUGAUGAAGAACCACGGAGCCGACGGCCUGGUGCUGGGCUGCCUGACCGAGGACGGUCGAGUGGACGCUGAGCUCUGCACAGAGCUGUUGGCUGCCAGUCGGCCUCUGCCAGUUACAUUUCAUCGAGCCUUCGACAUGGUCCGCGAUCCUGUGGUCGCCUUGGAGACGAUCAUCACGCUGGGCUUCGAGCGCGUGCUGACCAGCGGCCUAGACACCUCCGUCCUGGAGGGCCUUCCGCUCAUCAAGAGACUGGUGGAGCAGGCCAAAGGAAGAAUUGUCAUCAUGCCCGGUGGCGGAAUCACAGAGAGGAACCUGCAAAGGAUUCUAGAAGGAUCUGGAGCCCAGGAGUUCCACUGCUCUGCUCGCUCCAGUAAAGAGUCAACCAUGAAAUAUAGGAACUCCAGUGUGAGUAUGGGAGCUGCCUUGUCUGUGCCAGAGUAUUCCCUCAAGGUGGCCGACGUGACCAAAGUCCGCACGCUGAAUGCCAUCGCCAAGAACACGCUGUAGGGGACGCUGACUCCUCACAGUACCGUAUAUACUGUAUUUUGGCUAUGUACUGUAUGUAUGCAUGUACAUUAUGUACAUAGGUCAAUGACGUUUUAGUAGUAGUUCAAGUCUGGGUGGCCACUAUUGUAUGGAUGAAAUGUUUUUUUUUUGGGGGGGGGGUCUAAGAAACAUUUCAUUGCAGUACAUUAAUGACUAAUUACUUAUGAAUGCACUGGCAUUAGCUGUGGUUGUACCACCUGAUGCCUGACCCCCCCCCCACAAAACAUUGACCCACAUACAGUACAUAUCUGGUUUCUGACUGCUGGCCCUAAGAGGUCCAGAGGAGGGACUUGCUAUCCACCCACACACUGGAAGAUGAUGCCUGAGGACUGCUGGGGGAGAAGGCACACCAGUCAAACUUGAAUUGAUAUGAAGAUAACCUAAAAAAUUCUUUUUUUUUUUUUAAAAACGAGCAAUAUUGAAACUGCAAUGUUUACAGGAUGGCUGAAAUCCCAUGCCAUUGCAAAGAGUGAAUAUUGAAGAUGAUUUUGUGUUUGUUUCUUAAUUUUCUUUCCUUUCUUUGUUGUUAUGUGAUCAUGUUCUAGAAGGGGGUGGCCAUAAUGACCAUGUUCUCUCUGCCACAGUUUGUAGAUACAAACCUUGAAAACCUUGCCUGACAGGGUGCUAAUUAAAGCCACAGACAGACGGACGGACAGAAUAUUGUACAGGAUAAUCCGCACCUAGGCUACAGCACUAUGUUUCCCUCAGGAUCCCCAUCUCUGUACCACUGCCAGUCUGUCUAUGUCCUUGUGUCACUAAUAAUGAGAUCACACAAUUGUCCCAGUAGCUUGCCUUACCUCAGCUUUUGAUGCAGUCCAACAGAUGUUUGUUGUUGGUUAGACUUUGACGUUCAUCUCUCUCUCUCUCUCGCUCUCUCUCUCUCUCUCUCGCUCGCUCUCUCUCUCUCUCUCUCUCUCUCUCUCUCUCUCUCUCUCUCUCUCUCUCUCUCUCUCUCUCUCUCUCUGUUGAUGAUUAUGUCAAAUCUAUGAACCCUUUCCAGAUGACUCAGCAAGAUUAUCCUGUCUUAUCGAGUUACCUUUUACUUACUGUAGGAAUCAAACCCUGUGUUUAUGUCCCCUCAAUACAAGAGUGACCUUUUAACAGACUGACUCAUGCUUAGAAAGCCCCGUCUUUUCUCCACAGCACUUCAGUUAUUUUAACGCCCCCCCCCUUAUCCCUACUCAAAAUUGUAUUGCAUUGUGUGACUGUCUGACCUACUUAAAUGAAUUUUCAUUUUCAUUUUAUUUCAUUUUUCAUAGAAAAGAAAGCCUCAAAGUGCUUCGCCAUUUUCAUUUGACUGAAAGAGACAUGAAGCAGCAGGAUAGUGCUGGGUAGGGGAGCAGAUAGGGUAGUGCUUCGCUUGGCUCAUUCAUAUUUAGUCCACGGGCCAGGUGAGAUGUCGGUACCACUCAGAGGGGCAAGGGUUGCUGAUAUUUUGAAAACAUACAUGUCUGAAGUUAACAUUUUUGUAUGAUAACCCUUCU
Messenger RNA from Engraulis encrasicolus (European anchovy), 2579 nucleotides. It is a transcript of the gene cutc, whose product is annotated as cutC copper transporter homolog (E. coli). The transcript is spliced from 9 exons. The coding region runs from base 280 to 1056 and encodes 258 amino acids. Gene Ontology annotation, molecular function: copper ion binding. Lineage: Eukaryota; Metazoa; Chordata; Actinopteri; Clupeiformes; Engraulidae. The record is from RefSeq and is a predicted model, not a curated record.